Nannospalax galili (Upper Galilee mountains blind mole rat) is the source of this 838-nucleotide messenger RNA. It is a transcript of the gene H1-5, whose product is annotated as histone H1.5. Lineage: Eukaryota; Metazoa; Chordata; Mammalia; Rodentia; Spalacidae. Gene Ontology annotation, cellular component: nucleosome. The coding region runs from base 1 to 672 and encodes 223 amino acids. Gene Ontology annotation, molecular function: structural constituent of chromatin; DNA binding. Gene Ontology annotation, biological process: nucleosome assembly. The transcript has 2 exons. The record is from RefSeq and is a predicted model, not a curated record.
AUGUCGGAAACUGCCCCUGCUGAGAUAGCCGCGCCAACCCCGGUGGAAAAGUCUCCUGCCAAGAAGAAGGCAACCAAGAAGGCGGGCGCGGCCAAGCGCAAGGCGACCGGACCCCCGGUGUCCGAGCUCAUCACUAAGGCCGUGGCGGCCUCUAAGGAGCGCAAUGGCCUCUCUCUGGCCGCGCUCAAGAAGGCCUUGGCCGCUGGUGGCUACGACGUGGAGAAGAACAACAGCCGCAUCAAGCUGGGGCUCAAGAGCCUGGUGAGCAAGGGCACCCUGGUGCAGACCAAGGGCACCGGCGCCUCCGGCUCCUUCAAGCUCAACAAGAAGGCGGCGUCCGGCGAGGCCAAGCCCAAGGCCAAAAAAGCGGGCGCGGCCAAGGCCAAGAAGCCCUCAGGGGCCACACCGAAGAAGCCCAAGAAGGCUCCGGGGACCAAGAAAGCGGUGAAGAAGACUCCGAAGAAAGCGAAGAAGCCUGCCGCCGCCGGGGUAAAAAAAGUGACCAAAAGCCCCAAGAAGGCCAAGGCUGUCGCGAAGCCCAAGAAGGCCGCCAAGAGUCCUGCGAAACCCAAGGCAGUGAGGCCAAAGGCGGCUAAGCCCAAGGUUGCCAAGCCAAAGGCAGCUAAGCCUAAGGUCGCCAAGGCCAAAAAGACGGCUUCCAAGAAGAAGUAGGGAGUUGGCCUGGAUAGCCAAGACAAACCCCAAAGGCUCUUUUCAGAGCCACCCAGGGAGCUCAGAAAAUGGCUGUGCACUCCGUUUACUUUAUGGCUACCCGAGUGACUUCACAAAGUCAGCGCCCGCCCCGAAGAAGGGCUCCAAGAAGGCGGUGACCAAGGCA